Paramacrobiotus metropolitanus is the source of this 1558-nucleotide messenger RNA. Its product is annotated as BTB/POZ domain-containing protein 6-like. Gene Ontology annotation, cellular component: cytosol. The record is from RefSeq and is a predicted model, not a curated record. NCBI's taxonomy places the organism in Eukaryota, Metazoa, Tardigrada, Eutardigrada, Parachela, Macrobiotidae. Gene Ontology annotation, biological process: neurogenesis. The coding region runs from base 818 to 1558 and encodes 246 amino acids. The transcript has 6 exons.
CUUCAAACAGUUUUGAUGUAAUGCUAUUGUAACUUCCGUUUUUCACAACUGCUAUUGUACAAGUAUCCUUUUUUAAUUGUUACUUCCUUCCCCGAGUCUACAUUUUAUUAAUUUUCGUUUUUGCGAGCCAGGUUUAAAUUCCCAUGCUAGGUUUUAACCAGUUACGUUUCUCUUGCUUCGUAUUCGCUAUUGAGACUUGGUGUGGUGCGUGAACGGUUUACUAACUUUACUGCUCGUUUGCCUGGAUUUUUGGUGACUCAUCCAUCCUUCUUAUCAGUGAUCAGACUCAUCAGAGUGACAAAGCCAUCAUCAGACUCAUCAGAGUGACAGAGCCAUCAGACCGUGCAGACUGCCAGACUGAGCAGACUCUCAUCUGGCUCUUUAUCGUUGCGACUUUCCUUGGCAUUUUUCCAGUGUUUGCUCCUUUGCCCGUACAGCAUUAUGACUGAGCAUUCCGCAUCCUCUGUUGCGCAUCCCGUCGCGGGAUUCCACGAUGUGUGGAAGCAGCUGUUGGUCAGCGGAGAGAAGAGCGACGUGCGGUUCGCCGUCGGACGUGAGCGUGGCGAAGUGCACAUCUUCUCCGCGCACAAAUUUCUGCUCAGUGUCCGCAGCGACGUCUUUGACCGUAUGUUCAACGGGGAGCUGCGCAAAAACACGGCGCAACCCAUCGACAUCCCGGAGAUUCGGCCUGCAGCGUUUGCUGCCAUGUUGAGUUUUGUGUACACGGGCACGGUGGAAGCCGUGGAGGGCCUGCCCGAGCCCUGUUCGCUGUCGGGCGUGGACAGUGUGUUCGAGGUGCUGUACUGCGUCGACAAGUAUGUACAAUCUGCCGCAGUUGACGGAGCUGGCGCACAAUACCGUCACGAGGCGGAUGGACUACCGCAACUGUCUCGACUAUCUGGAAAAUGCGCAGCGUUGGCCGAUGGGGAGUUGUGCGGCGAUCGUGGAUUACUGUUUCCUCUGGUUGAACACGUUCAGUGACGUUGUCCUGGCUUCGGAGCGCUUCUGCUCCCUGGAUCGAGCGACCCUGCUGCUCAUCCUGCAGCGCCACGGCCUGGACGUUGAGGAAAGCGCUCUGUACGCGGCCGUGGAAAGAUGGGCGACCGCGGCGUGCCUGCGCAACGCCCUGGACGCGUCGCCGGACAAUCGGUGCGCGAUUCUGGGCCCGGCUCUCUUCCACAUCCGCUUCCCGCUCCUGACCGACGCGCAGCUGGCCGACGGACCCAUCCAGAGUGGUUUGCUGCUGCACAGUGAAGUGACGGCGCUCUUCCUGUACAAGCACGCCGCCGUCAAGCCGCCUCUGCCCUUUGCCACGGAGCCGCGUGGUGGCGCGGAUCAGCGCCGGAAGCGAGCGCCACGGGAUUCGCCCGACAGUGUCCCGGCCAAAGCGCCCAAGACGCGCUUCCCGGAGGAACCGACCACUCCGCCGCGUGCCCGUAUGCCGGCGGGGCGCGGCGCCAUCCGGCCGCCCGUGGCGCGCGGGGGACACGGGAGCCGCGGCCGCGGGAGUAUACGAGGGCCGCGCGGUUCGCCGCCGCGUCGGCGUUCUAUCCGAUGA